UUUCAGUCAGCAUCCAGUUCGUGAAUCAAAUUCGUUUUGAGAGUUGACAAAUUUCGCCGCCAUGAAAAUUGCAUUGCUUCAAUUACCAGUAGGCUCAGAUCCUACUACCAAUGUCAAUCGAGCUGUAGAGGCCGUAAAACAAGCAAAGGCUAAAAAUCCUGAUUUGAAAGUUGCCAUUUUGCCAGAGUGUUUCAAUGGUCCCUAUGGAACGGAAUUCUUUGCCCAAUAUGCCGAGAAAGUUCCUCAAGGUCCAACUUGUCAGGUUUUAUCAAAGUUGGCCAAGAGCCUUGGCCUAUAUCUAAUUGGUGGAACUGUAAUCGAACAAGUUGAUGGAGGCGAUUUGUUCAACACUUGCACGGUUUGGUCUCCCGAUGGCAAGUUAAUUGGAAAGUAUCGCAAGAUGCAUUUGUUUGACAUAAACCUUAAUUCUGAAGCUGGCGGUUGCAUGCAGUUUAAGGAAUCAUCAGCUCUAAAGCCAGGCAAUGAAUUCACCGUGGUCGAAAUUGAAAAUCGAAAAUUCGGAAUUGGCAUUUGUCAUGAUAUGCGAUUCGAUGAAUUGGCCCGAGUCUAUCGCAAGGAAGGAUGUGAUGUGAUUGUAUAUCCUUCGUCCUUCUGCAUUGCUCAAGGUCCAAUGCAUUGGGAAUUACUGCAAAGGUCCCGUGCAACUGAUAAUCAAGUCUUUGUCGCAACCGUAUCAUCGGCUCGCGAUGAGAACGCUGAUUACGUUUCAUACGGCCACUCGAUGGUUGUGGAUCCAUGGGGCCGAGUAAUGUGCGAGGCUAGCGAAAAAUGUGAAACUGUUAUCGCUGAUAUUGAUUUUAAAAUGGUUGAUGAUGUUCGAAAGCAAAUUCCAAUCUAUGGACAAAGGCGCACAGAUAUUUAUGAUACCAUCAAAAUGAAGAAGUAAGCAUUUGAAUUGGAAAUGAUUGAAGACUUAUGCAUAAAUGUCAAUUUAUUUUAUCGCUUGAAUUUUUGAUUAAAUAAACCAAAUGCAAUAAA
This is a messenger RNA of Episyrphus balteatus (marmalade hoverfly), 999 nucleotides long. Its product is annotated as omega-amidase NIT2-like. The transcript is spliced from 4 exons. Gene Ontology annotation, molecular function: omega-amidase activity. Lineage: Eukaryota; Metazoa; Arthropoda; Insecta; Diptera; Syrphidae. Gene Ontology annotation, cellular component: mitochondrion. The coding region runs from base 62 to 907 and encodes 281 amino acids. Gene Ontology annotation, biological process: oxaloacetate metabolic process; L-glutamine metabolic process. The record is from RefSeq and is a predicted model, not a curated record.